Molecule: messenger RNA, 378 nt
Organism: Chenopodium quinoa (quinoa)
Lineage: Eukaryota; Viridiplantae; Streptophyta; Magnoliopsida; Caryophyllales; Amaranthaceae
Exons: 1
Coding region: 1-378 (125 amino acids)
Source: RefSeq, a predicted model, not a curated record
AUGGAUGAAGUCAAACCAGUUGCCAUACCCAUUGUCACGGAUCCUCCUUUGUCCAUUCAUGGAGAGCCACUGCCGGAUCCUACACAAUGCCGCCAACUCAUUGGUAGUCUUCAAUAUCUUGGUCUAACACGUCCCGACGUUGCCUUCACAGUCAAUAAGUUAGCCCAAUAUAUGCAAAGACCAACUGAUCAACAUAUGCAAGCAUUGCAUCUCCUCCUACGAUACCUUAGUGGCACAUCCAACAUGGGUUUAACUUGGCAUAAAAACUCUCCUCUUACUAUCCAUGAUUUCUUCGACUCUGAUUGGGCUAGAGAUAAGGAUGAUUAUAUCUCCACAACACCAUAUAUUGUUUACUUAGGCAGGAACCCAAUCUCUUGA